CUCUCUGCAAAUUUCUUCUUCUCACUCUCUCUUAAUUAAACGCUUGAUUCCCUCUGUAAACCCUAAUUUUUGCCCCCUGAUCUCAGAUUCCACUCAUUCUCGGUUCUUCAUCAUUCUUUCAUACGAAUCUCGUUUCUGAUUCCGUCAACCAUCUGUUUGGUGUUCUUCAUUUGGUGUUUGUUUUUCGUUAAUACAGAUUGAAAACCCUAAAAUUUGAAGAUCUUGUUUGUUUCGAUCUUAAAAAGAAGAUUUAAUACGAUGGCGAAUAAUGAUAAGUUUGAUUUACCAGAAGAUCUCCUUUCUUUGAAAUCUUCUGAUUUACCUUGGGCUUCUUCUUCUAAAGAAAUUUCAGGUGGACAUUAUGACGAAAAGGGGAUGAUGGCAUUUCUGGAUGAGACAAAAGAUCAGGGGACACUGGAUAACGUCAUACCAUUAUCUCCCCAAUGGCUUCAUGCUAAAACAAGCGAAACUAAGACAGGAAUAUCUGGCAUGCCAGGGGAAAUAAGGGCCACAAACCCCAUGUCUCAUGGUAACUCAAUAGAUUCGGUUCUGAAAGAAGGUUGGCGUCUGGAUGGGUCUCAGGACAAGAAGGACUGGAGAAGAAACGCACCUGACGCUGAUAAUAGUCUCCGGUGGCGUGAAGAAGAGAGAGAAACUGGAUUACUAGGUAGAAGAGAUCGUAGAAAAGAAGAUCGACGUCCUGACAAUGGCUCCAGUAGAGAAACUGCUGAUACUCGAGUUUUGCCUUCCCCUGAUAGGUGGCUUGAUGCUGGUAAUCGUAAUUCUGGGCAGGAAACACGACGAGAUGGGAAAUGGUCUUCAAGAUGGGGACCUGAAGAUAAAGAGAAGGAUUCUCGCACUGAUAAAAGGUUGGAUGUGGAGAGAGAAGACACCCAGAAUGAAAAACAGUUGCUUGGCAGCAGUCGUGCAACUCCAGACCGUGAAAUAGAAUCUCGUGAUAAAUGGAGGCCACGCCAUCGACUGGAAGUUCAUUCUGCUGGGUCUUCAGUUUAUCGUGCUGCACCUGGAUUUGGGCUUGAGAGAGGAAAGGUGGAGGGUUCAAAAGUAGGAUUUGCUCCUGGUCGUGGGAGGUCCAGCAUUAUUGGCAGGCCUUCGUCUGCUUGUCCAAUUGGUGCUCCCCCUGCAGAUACACAUGGAAAAUCGGGCGUGCCCGGGGUAUCAUUUCACUACCCUAGAGGAAAGCUUCUUGAUAUUUAUCGGAAACAAAAGCCUACAUCUAACGAUAUUCCUGAUGGGUUAAAAGAAGUGUCUUCAAUGGGGCAAUCAGGCUUAGUUGAGCCGUUGGCGUUUGUUGCACCUAGUAUCGAAGAAGGGGCUGUUCUCAAUGAUAUUUGGAAUGGGAAAAUUACAGGCAGUGGAGUGUUUUCAGAUUCAUCUAGGGACAAGAUGACCAGCGAAGGUGUCACAGGGGAUCCUUAUCUUAAAGAAGGAGAGUAUAGUUUUUCUGCCGAAGUUGGUAAGAUAGACCAGAGUGAUGGUUUGACAACAACAUUUCUGAAGGUCGAUGAUGCCAGCAAUGUAAGACAGCUUGACAGAAGUCAUCACAAUGACGUGCAAUCGAGAGUGUCUGCAUGUAUUAAGCAUGUUACAUCCGAAGAUUUUGAGUCUUCUGAUUCCUUGAAUGUUGGCACAAAAUUACCCGAUGAACCUACUUCUUUAAUUAAUCUUCCAAUUUUCCAGAAUUCUGAUAGCAACAAUAUUAAGAAUGGAGAACCAAAUGUAUUAGAAAGGGGUCCCUCACCUGAGGGGAUGAGUUUGUACUACAGGGAUCCUCAAGGGGAGACUCAGGGCCCAUUUUUAGGUGCUGACAUCAUUUCAUGGUUUGAUCAAGGCUUUUUUGGGCCUGAUUUACUGGUUUGUCCGGCAGAUGCUCCAGAAGGAACACCUUUUCAAGAACUUGGAGAGGUCAUGCCACAACUGAAACUUAAGCCAUGGUCUGACUCAGCUACCACCCCUUUCUCCAGUGUAGAACCAUGUGAUGCUGUUGGCAGCUUUGAUCAACCUGCACCCACCAUGGUUCCUGACUUUAUGGGUCUAACUGUUUCUGGUGAUCAGAAUUGGGGAACAUCAGAGUUCAAUAAUCUUUCAGCUGCCCAGAUGCAUUCUUUAAUUUCAAAAAGUGAAGAUCCAGUGGAACCUCAUUACUCUGAGGUUGAACGCUUUCAUGAAUUCAUCGCUCAAAAUGAAGAAUCUAUGCUAUCUGGAAGAUCUGAUUGUAGCAGUGAGAUUCCUGUUGGGGAGCCUUCUGGUACCGUCCAUGAUAACUUGACAAGUUUUACCAGCCAUCCUUUCCUUUCAAAUGAUAAUCAGUUGCAUAACCGAACAGGAAGACCUGAAUUGGCAGAACCCAACAUGCCACAACUCAAAGAUAAUCAGUUGCAUCCCUUUGGACUAACAUGGUCUGAGCUCGAAAGUGUUCCAUCUAGGCAUGUCCAGUCGUCUAGUAUGCUGUCUGGAAUAAGUGAUCAGGGCCAUUUUAUAAACCCUACAGCUGGAAGGGAUGUCUCUCUUCCCAUUCACAGGCAGAGCUCCUUUGGAGCAGUAUCCGAUUCCCCCCACGGUGGGGAGGCGUGGGGUGAUAGUUACAGAAGGAAUUUACUUUCAAAUACUAACCCGCUCCUAGAUUACUCAGAUGCUCGCCACUUGUCUCGCUUGGAACAAGACAACAACCACUUUCUGACAGAGCAGUUGAUGGCGCAACAGUUGCAGCAGCAAAAUCAACACAAAAAUCUAAUGUCUUCACACUCUUCUCAGUAUCUGAAUGGAUCAUUUUUGGAGCAAUUACCUAGUUCUGCUAUGUCUGAGGGAAGAAUUCCUCUUCACCAUCAACAACAUAAUCCAGAUCUGGAACAUCUUAUGAAAUUUCGGUUUCAACGUCAGCGGCAGUAUCAGCUUCAGCAGCAACAAUUGCAGCAGCAGCAAAAACUGCAGCAACAACAACAGCUUCAGCAUCAGAUGCAAUUGCAGCAACAGCAGCAGCAACAGUCUAAAGUUCAACAGUAUGUUCUUGAACAGCUGCUGCAUCAGCAGCUGCAUGAUCCUGGUUUUGGGCAAUCACGGAUUGAUCACCAUAGAGGCAAUAACAUGCUAGAUCAGGCAUUACUGAGGCAACAACAUCUACAUGAGUUGCAGCAACAUCAUUCUUUAUCAUCUGCAACUGCCGAUCCUUCCUUGGAGCAGUUAAUCCAAGCCAAAUACGGACAGCGCAUACAACAGGAACAACAAAGUGAUAUUCUGGAGCUCCUAUCACGAGCAAAGCAUGGCCAGUUACAUCCUUUGGAACAUCAAGCUCUUCUUCAGCAAGAGCAGCUGCAUGCAAGGCAGAUCUCCAUGGCAUUAAGGCAGCAGAUGGGUUUGGAAGAAGAGAGGCAUGUGAGUGACAUUUGGCCAGCUGAUGAAUCUGCACAAUUUAUCAGGUCUGUUGCUGGCUCCCACCAGGCUCACUCUGCAGGGAUUGGUUCCUUGGAUCUUUACCAGCGGCAGCAGAGAUUUGCCGAGGAGCAAGCGAGCCUUCUUGAGAGAAACCGUGCUAUACAGGAACGGCUGCAGCGUAGGCCUUACGAGCCAAGCGCACUGCCGUUUGAAAGGUCAUCAUCUCUCCCUACUGGUGGUCCUGCUAUGAACCUUGAUGCUCUAAAUGCUUUCCCUCAUCCUCAAAUUCAGGACAUGCCGGACUGGCAUACCCAGGCGCAUGUUUCUGGUCAAGCGGGUUCAUUUUCGUCAGGAAUGCACUCUCAGCAGCCGCAAGUUCCUUCACAGUUUAAGGCCUCACAUCUGGAUGGAAUAGGGAGCCAGUGGUCUGAGAGUAAAGGACAUCAAGAUAAUAGGUGGAUAGAAGCUCGAAUUCAGAAACUGAAACUUGAAUCUGAGCAGUACAGAAGGCAAUUAGAAGUUAACAGCUUGCCAUCUGAGGAGCAAAGCUCCUGGGUACCAACAGGAGGGACUGACGAGAGCUCAAAGCAGGCUUCGUUUGAUGCACUCCAUCAGAAACUGGGUGUUCACUCUACUCAACCAUUACAAAUGGGCGAUGUGGUUCCUGCUUCAUCUUUCGAGAGAAGGGAUCCCUCUUGGCCCUUUCCCGGGUCCAGUUCAUCAGAGCAUGUAUUUAAUUUGUUCGGAGGUCAAGAAGAAGGCAAUUCUUUUGCAGAAGUACCUCAUGGCUCUGAUUCAACCAACUUAUUGCAGGAUCAGUUUAUACGCUUGGGCAUGGAUGAACAGUCUAGUUGUUUGGAAAGCAGUGAAAUUAAACUGCAUGAACAUAAUACUGGGAUAUUGCCCGAGGAAGAGCAUUUUGUUUCAGGCAUGAGUGAGAUUCCUCAGUCUACUCAAGCAGAUACCAACACUACUGAAACAUCAGAAGACAAAGACUUGACCGAUGAAAAGGAUGACAAAAAGGGAAAGAAGCGUGGCUCUAAAAACAAGGGUUCUACUAACAAAACCUCUCUAGAGUUACAGGAAGGCAUGGCUGAGCAAGCCAAACCCAGUGCUAUACAACGUGUGGAGCUUCCUGCUAACACUCCAGUCAGGCAUACUUCUCUCGGAACUACUGGUGGAAAUGCGGGCACCCAUAAUUAUGAAAUGGGAAUGGACAGUAGAGCUCGUGAAGAUACGACCAAGGGGAGAAUAUCUUCUGCCAUCUCCAAGGGGCAGGACAACACUCCAAUGAGGCGUCCACCAGUUUCACGGGUUUUGUCAUCCCAGGAGGCUUUAUCAGAUAUGGCUUCUGUCUCAACUGCUGGAAAGAGUUCAAUGAGUUCUGUUCCACUCCAUGAUGGUGGGAAACGGAUUGCCGGAGGGAAUCCUGUGAACCAUUUACCAGCUACUGUAGCAGCUGGUAAUAAGAAAGAUGUUAUGGCAUUUCGGAGGACAUCGUCAUGCAGUGAUGCAUCGGAUGUUUUAGAGACGUCGUUUAUAGAUAUGUUGAAGAGCAACUCCAAAAAGCCUUCAGUACCAGACUCAGACGCGGGUAUGUCAGAGUUGUCAGAUGCUGGUGCAGGUAGAGGUGGAAAGAAGAAAGGCAAGAAAGGAAGGCAAAUUGAUCCUGCUCUCCUUGGUUUUAAGGUGACCAGCAACCGUAUCAUGAUGGGUGAGAUCCAACGUCUUGACGACUAAACCUGUCAUGUAUAUUUUCUCUGCAUCUCUGUAGUGAACGAAUGAAGUGUACAGUUGUUUGAUUUCCUUUGGACUUUUCCAUUGGAAACAUUCCGAGAAAUUCUUUUAUUUGUUUCUUCAUAUGUUGGACCCAAUGGAAAGGUAUUACGCUAAUCCUGGUCAUGUAAAUUCCAAGGGGAAGAAACCCCACCACAGAAUGUAACAUCAAGUUUUUGUAAGUUUUUGUAGGUUUUUCUCUGUAUCGAACGAUAUCAAUAUUUUUACAUACCCAAAUUUUAUCCUCACGUUUGUGUAAUACCUGCAACAAGUCUGUGUAAUACCAGUUCUUUUAUCGAAAUUGUGUUGUACC
Molecule: messenger RNA, 5482 nt
Organism: Papaver somniferum (opium poppy)
Lineage: Eukaryota; Viridiplantae; Streptophyta; Magnoliopsida; Ranunculales; Papaveraceae
Exons: 10
Coding region: 259-5133 (1624 amino acids)
Molecular function (GO): protein binding
Source: RefSeq, a predicted model, not a curated record